GAAACAGUCUCACUGGCUCACCACCUGCUCCUGCCCACUUUUAACUCGUGACUCGAUAAUUCCCGGCGGCGAAUAGGAAACCCGAAACCACCGCUGGCGGGCGGCGGAGUGAAGACCUUCGCAGAUGCAAUCCACCGUGCCGACAAUAUGCACCCCCGUUUCUCCGCCGGCAAUAAAUUGCGCUUUACUCAGAUCGUUGAGGAUUGUCAAUUUUAGAACUCGUGUCGCUUUUAACGGCGAUAACCAGAAGAAACGACGCAGUCUGUCUAUUUCUAGAAGAUGGUCGCGGCGAUUGCAUUUGCAUCAAAAUUUCAUUUCUAGUACAACUGCCGCCGCUGGCGGCGGCGGCGGCGGUUCAGUGUCAGAGUUGAACGGCGACGUCAGGAAACUACUGCAGGUUAUUCUGUGGAUAGCUGAGGCUGUUUACAUCGUGUGGCUCUUCUUACUUCCCUAUGCUCCUGGGGAUCCUGUUUGGGCCAUCAGUUCAGACACAAUCAAUUCUGUGAUAGGACUUUCUCUUAACUUCUUCUUCAUUCUGCCUUUGACAAACUUUGUCGGUAUUCAUCUCAUGGAGGCACCAGUUCUCCAUCCAAUGUCUGAAGGAUUAUUCAACUUUGUUGUUGCGUGGACGUUGAUGUUUGCUCCUCUGCUGUACACUGAUAAGCUGAGAGACAGAUUCAAGGGAUCAAUUGAUGUAUUAUGGGGCUUUCAGAUGUUUCUCACAAACACGUUCUUAAUUCCUUAUAUGGCUCUACGUCUGAAUGAGGCUGAGGAAGAAUACACUCCAAGAGAGACCUCUCAACUUGGUUCACUCAUGACAAAUGGAGCAUCCAUCGUUGGACUCAUUGGUGGGCUUGUAAGUUUGCUGUCGAUAGUUUGGGCCUUUUAUGGUCGAGGAGAUGGUAAUUUUGGUGAUUUGGGAGAAAGAUGGGAGUUUCUACUAAGUUAUCUUGGAUCCGAAAGACUCGCCUAUGCCUUCAUCUGGGAUAUCUGCUUGUACCUAGUUUUCCAGCCAUGGUUGAUAGGUGACAACCUCCAAAACAUACGACAAGACAAAAUUGAUUCAGUUAAUCUUCUCAGAUUCGUCCCAGUGGUUGGCCUAGUCGCGUACUGUCUCUGUUUAGACAGCGGCAAAGAGACAUAGCCUAUAGCUACUAUAUAAUGUAGUGUAGUGGACUCUCUUUUAUUUUUUCUUGGCCAUACUGCAUUUGUUACUAAUGCUUCAAUUAUUGAACAGAUUGUGAAACUUCAUUCUUGAAGGUGUGUAAUGAAAAGGGGCAUUUGUAUUGA
Messenger RNA from Salvia miltiorrhiza (redroot sage), 1290 nucleotides. RefSeq lists its product as uncharacterized. The transcript is spliced from 5 exons. Lineage: Eukaryota; Viridiplantae; Streptophyta; Magnoliopsida; Lamiales; Lamiaceae. The record is from RefSeq and is a predicted model, not a curated record. The coding region runs from base 125 to 1144 and encodes 339 amino acids.